This is a messenger RNA of Odobenus rosmarus divergens (Pacific walrus), 1547 nucleotides long. RefSeq names its product interferon-inducible GTPase 1-like. NCBI's taxonomy places the organism in Eukaryota, Metazoa, Chordata, Mammalia, Carnivora, Odobenidae. The coding region runs from base 162 to 1547 and encodes 461 amino acids. The transcript has 3 exons. Gene Ontology annotation, cellular component: endoplasmic reticulum membrane. Gene Ontology annotation, biological process: defense response; cellular response to interferon-beta. The record is from RefSeq and is a predicted model, not a curated record. Gene Ontology annotation, molecular function: GTPase activity; GTP binding.
ACACAGGACCUGUUCCAGUGCAAGGCCAGUCUGUGCAGAAGAGUGUUCCUGCUGUGGGCUGCAGGGAGCACUUCAUCCAGGUUCAGUAUUUUCUGUGCUGCCUGGACACAUUCAGAGCUCAGCUCUGAACACCAGAAGUCUCUUUUUCUUCAGAAGCUCUUAUGAAGACUGCUGCUAGGAGCACAUGUCCACAUGUGUUCUGUAAUUUUUACAGAGUGAUUUUCAGUAUAGUCUUAAGAGUGCUGCUGAGUCCUGAGGUGCAUGAAUACUUUCCACAGUUAACCAGCAUGGAUCAGUUCAUAUCUGACUUCCUGGUAGGAAAGAAUUUUCAGCAAUUGGCCACCAACUUUGUCCCUCACUACACCACAUUAGUCAGUAAGGUAGGGGGGAUCAUCUCUCCAGAAAAUCUUGAUAGACUUCAAGCAGCCCUUAAAGAGGCCAAGUUAAAAGAUGUGGCUGACAUAAUUGAGGAAUUACUUAUGGCAGCAGAGAAUGCUCCCCUGGAUGUGGCUGUGAUUGGGGAAUCUGGCACUGGGAAGUCCAGUUUCAUCAGUGCCCUGCAAGGACUUAGUUAUGAAGAGGAGGGUUCUGUGAGUGUUGGCAUUGUGGAGACUACCAUGAAGAAAACGCCCUAUCAACAUCCCAAAUAUCCCAAUGUGACCCUCUGGGACCUGCCUGGAACUGGAACCCCCAAUUUCCGUCCACAUGAAUAUCUAGAAAUGGUGGAAUUUGCUAUCUAUGACUUCUUCAUCAUUAUUUCUUCUUCUUGGUUUAGCCUCAAUGAUGCUUUGUUGGCCAAAAAUAUCAAGGAGAUAGGCAAGAAGUUCUACUUUGUUAGAACCAAGGUGGACAAUGAUUUAUAUAAUGAAGAGAAAAGCAAACCCACAUCUUUCAAAAGGGAGAGAGUGCUUCAGCGGAUACGUGACAACUGCCUGGCUAAUCUCAGCCACAUUGGAGUGCCUGAGCCAUGCAUCUUCUUGGUCUCCAACUUUGACCUGGAUGACUUUGAUUUCCCAAUACUGGAAGAGACCCUCCUGAAGGAGCUCCCUGUUCAUAAGUGCUACACCUUUGUGCUCCUGUUGCCCAAUUUGUCUGAUGCUUUCAUUAAGAUGAAGAGAGCUUUCCUCAAGGAGAAGAUCUGGCUGGAUGCCCUGAAAUCAUCUGCUUUGAGCUUCAUCCCCUUCAUGGCCUGCUUUAACGGCUUUGAUUUGCCCCAGCAGGAAAAGUGCUUGAACCUUUACCAGAGCCAUUUUGGUUUGGAUGAGAAGUCUGUCAAAGUGAUCACAGAGAAGCUGAGCAUGUCUUUGGAGGAGAUCAAGAGUUUCACCAAGUCCUUGAAUUUCUGGUUACUUGUGCAGGAUGACAGCAUAGCAGACAAGACCAUGAAGUGUGCUGAAUGCUAUUGCUUGGUACAUGGAGGUCUUCCAUCCACUCUCUUCCAGUUUUUUAAAAUCUACUUUCUACAUUUGAAAUUCAUCAAUACAGUGGCUGAUGAUGCUAAAAUUCUCUUGCAUAAGACUUUAGAGAGCUUAAGUCUCGGAAGAUGA